This is a messenger RNA of Doryrhamphus excisus (bluestripe pipefish), 2460 nucleotides long. It is a transcript of the gene gal3st1b, whose product is annotated as galactose-3-O-sulfotransferase 1b. The record is from RefSeq and is a predicted model, not a curated record. Gene Ontology annotation, biological process: galactosylceramide biosynthetic process; myelination. Lineage: Eukaryota; Metazoa; Chordata; Actinopteri; Syngnathiformes; Syngnathidae. Gene Ontology annotation, cellular component: membrane. Gene Ontology annotation, molecular function: galactosylceramide sulfotransferase activity.
CCCUCCACCUGAUACCAUGACAACCGUCCUCUGCAGAAUGUUGGCGGUCACAAGAAAACCCAAGUGCACAGCUGUGAUCCUUUGGUUCCUAUUGGUCAACAUCAUUCUGGCGCUAUACUACAUGAAAGUGCCAAGCCAAGAUAGCCUCCAAGAAGACACCUGUGCCCUCAACACGCUCAGUAAAAACCUGACAAGACCUUCUAGAAGCAUCCAAACAGGCCAGUGCUCCCCUGUGGGGAACAUCAUGUUCAUGAAGACGCACAAAACGGCCAGCAGCACGCUCCUCAACAUCAUUUUCCGCUUCGGGCAAAAGCACCAACUCAAGUUCGCCUUCCCCGACGGACGCAAUGACUUCUUCUACCCGUCACCCUUCCGGCGCUCCCAGGUGAAGGACUACCAGCCCGGUGAGUGCUUCAACAUCCUGUGCAACCACAUGCGCUUCCAACACCAAGAGGUGGCCAAGCUGUUACCUCCUGAUGCUAUCUACGUCACCAUCUUACGCAACCCGGCCAACCUCUUCGAGUCAUCCUUCCACUACUACCACAGAGUGAUUCCCUUCACAUGGAGCAUCAGCGCAGAGAAUAAAAUGGCGGCUUUCCUCAAGAGUCCUUGGGAAUACUACAGCAUGGGUGCCUACAACUCAUUCUACUUGAGGAACUUGCUCUUUUUCGACUUCGGUUUGGAUAACAACCUGGACCCUGAUGAUGAAAAAGUGAUGGAGUCCAUUUUGGAUUUGUCCACAAGGUUUCAUCUGGUUCUCAUUGCAGAACACUUUGAGGAGUCCCUUAUUCUUCUCAAAGAGACACUCUGCUGGACGACGGAGGACAUCCUAUACUUGGAACAAAACGUUCGCAAGAAGUCAUCAGUCACCCGCUUGACCCCAGAAUUGAGGGCGAGGGCUUUGCGGUGGAACGGUGCCGACUGGAAGCUCUACCAGCACUUCAACGACACCUUCUGGGCCAAGGUGGAAGCGUACGGGAGGGAGAAAAUGAAACAGCAAGUCAUGGAGCUCAGGAGGAGGAACGCUGAGAUGAAAGCCAUCUGUAUUGAAGGUGGAGAAGCAGUGGAAGCCCAGAUGAUUCAUGAUAGGCGUUUUUUACCCUGGCAGCCCGUCGGAGGAAAAUCCAUCCUGGGGUACAACAUGAGGAACGAUAUUGAUGCCAAGUUGAGGACCGUCUGUGAGAGAAUGCUCACGCCUGAAAUACAGUUCUUGGCUGACUUGGGGGUCAACAUGUGGCUUACUAGACUGUGGGGUUGGUUAAAGGAUGCCAUUUAUUGACUCUUUUUGCAUGGAAACUGAAGUCCUUACAUUUGAGACUCCAUAAAUUAUCACUAUUUAUUACAUUUUUUAAAACCGUAAUAACAUUUCAUAUUACUAUUUUAUUUGAUUUCUACUAUGUAACAAGGGCCAAUAAAGAACAAGCCGUGGGUCAUACUUAUCUUUGCUCCUUAAAGUAGCCUGAAAUACGUGACACACAAAAACGGCCAUCAUAAUACGUUAAUUGACUGCACGAUGAAUAAAAAUUAACUCUAGAAUUUGACGCUUUUCUGAGGUCGUCGGUUCAGCAUACAUUAGGUAGACAUAUGCAUGUAUAUCUAGGCUAUUAUCAUAGGCUAUAACGGUCCACUCUUUCGCAUUUACAAUUUAUUGACAUAAGAUGAGCAAAAUGUGUUUUUUUUUUGCAGAAAAACAGGCCCAUUUUCGGAGAAAUAAAAUAAAUGUUGACUAUAUAGAACUCGUAGUGCCCCCUAGCUGGCAAGGAAGGUAAAACAUGGAGAUAUACUAACUUCGUCAUUCAAAGUUCCUGUUUGUGUUUUUUGCUAUUAAAAGUUAAUAUACUAAAGUCAAAUUCGUACGACAUUAACACGUUUAAUUUAACAAUUUACAACAUGCGAGGUUGACAAAGGUAUUAACAGGAAUAUGGAUCAUGAUGUGACAAGCGUCCAUUGCUCCAUCUUGAGGGUAGUAUGGUCAAGAUUUUAGGCCUACUUGGAGCAUAGUCAGUCCAUGGUUGUUGGAUGUUGUUGUUCGGAUCCAAGUCCAGGGUGGAUGCAAAGUGGACGAGUGACACCCCGGCCUGCGUCCCCUUCUUUACUCGUCUUUGUUCUCGUAGUUGUGCUUGAUGUGUUUCCAUAGUUUCUGGUAAAAAAGUAAACAUGUUGUCAUCCAUUAGAUGUAUGUCUCACACCACAACAUGUACGAAUAAAAAGUUACCCAUUGCGGAAAAGGUAGCUUAGCUACGUUAGCAUCGUUUCGCCCUCUACCUGCAAGGUCAGAUUGUUUCAGCGCCAAUAAGUUGACUUACCCCACGAUUCAUUUGCUCAAAUAUAGCGUCUCCGCCUUGAUCGAAUAUCCGCUCAAAGAAGACAGCUCCAACCAUGAUGGUUACGGCGAAGGUGGAUGUUCUCCUGAAGAGAAGAUUGUACACGGUUUUUGUCAGCGCCAUGUUUGAGACGGCU